AUGGUAGCAAUUCCAGGCAUGCCCUCUCUUUUCCCCGUGCUCCAUCAGGGGAAAAUCAUGCUUCUAACUGACCCGGAAGUGGAAAGCAGCCUGCUGAUCAGCUCCGAUGAGGGAGCCACCUAUCAGAAGUACCGCCUCAGCUUCUACAUCCUCAGCCUGCUCUUCCACCCCGAGCAGGAGGACUGGAUCCUUGCCUACAGCCAUGACCAGAAGCUGUACAGCUCGGUGGAGUUUGGAAGGAGGUGGCAACUUGUCCAUGAGAGGGUGGCCCCCAAUCGAUUCUACUGGUCCAAAACGGGUUUAGACAAAGAACCGGGCUUAAUUCACCUGGAAACCAUAAUCUCUGAAGGACAGGCGCUGUACGUCACCUGCAAGCUGCAGAACUGCACCGAGGCCAAUAAGGGCAAGCCGUUCCCUGGCUACAUUGACCCCAAUUCCCUUGUGGUGCAAGACGAGUAUGUGUUUGUCCAGGUGUCAACUGGUGGGCGUCCAAUCUACUACGUGUCAGCCAAGCGGGAAGUCUUCACACCCAUGAAGCUACCCAAAUACACCUUGCCUAAGGAUCUGCAUGUGAUCAGUACGGAUGAGAACCGGGUGGUUGCGGCGGUGCAGGAGUGGAACCAGAACGACACUUACAACCUGUACGUGUCAGAGACUGGAGGGGUCUUCUACACCUUGGCCCUGGAGAACGUAGUCAGCAGCAUGGGGCACGAGGGCAACGUCAUGAUAGACCUGUAUGAGGUGGCGGGUAUAAAAGGGAUGUUCCUCGCCAACAAGAAGAUGGACAACGUGGUGAAGACUUACAUCACCUACAACAGAGGGAGAGACUGGAGGCUACUGCAGGCUCCCACUGCUGACCUGAGGGGCAACAGCAUCCGCUGUGAACUACCAUACUGUUCCCUACACCUCCACCUACAUGUGUCGGCCAACCCCUACACGUCGGGGAAUAUCGAGAGCAAGGACUCUGCCCCGGGGAUCAUUGUGGCCUCAGGUAGACUAGUCUAUGACAUGUCUCCACACGCCUUAGGAGUCAGGAGUGUGUCUAGUCUACUACUAGACCGCGCCAUGGGGUCUCUGGAGAACUCUGGAGGACUUCAUGGGAUCUUUGAUGAGGAGUACAGUGUUCUCUACCUGGACCAAGGAGGGGCCCUGGUGGCUAUAAGACACACUCCACUCCCCAUCCGACACCUAUGGAUGAGUUUCGACGAGGGGAGACAGUGGAAUAAAUACAGUUUCACCAUGUCGCCCCUGUUUGUGGACGGGUUACUAGGGGAGCCGGGGGAGGAGACUCUCAUCAUGACGAUCUUUGGCCACGUCAGUCACCGGUCCGAGUGGCAGCUGGUCAAGAUUGACUUCAGGUCCAUCUUCAACCGGAGAUGUACAGAGGGGGAUUACCAGACAUGGCACCUACACAACCGGGGCGAGCCGUGCAUCAUGGGAGUGAAAAGAAUCUACAGGAAGUUGAAGCCCAUAGCCAGGUGCGUUAUGGGUAAGACAUACUCGGUCACGAUGACCUCGGCGCCCUGCGACUGCACAGAGGCCGACUUUGAGUGUGACUAUGGCUACGAGAGGCGAAGUGACGGCAAGUGCACCCCCGCCUUUUGGUUCCUCCCAUCGUCCAUGUCUAGAAGCUGUACCACAGGGACUACUUUCAUCAACAGCACUGGCUACAGGAAGGUUGUGUCCAAUAACUGCACAGCGGGCGUGAUAGCAGAGUACACGGCCAGGAGGCAGCACUGUCCUACCCAGGCCCCCAAAGGCCUGCACCUCGUCACCAGUGAAGGAAAGCUGACAGCUACGCUGGCCACCAAUGUCACCUUCCUGGUGUUUCUUGAAGAGGGCGACGGAGCCAGGACCAGCAUCAUGGUGGACUUCGGGGACGGUCACGCUCUGACCUACUCCAACGUGAGCUCCAUAGAGGAUGGGGUCAAGCACGUCUACAAGGCUGUGGGGAUCUACCGUGUGACCGCUACAGGAGAGAACAGCCUGGGGUCGGAGAGCGUGGUGCUGUACCUCCACGUCACAUGUCAGCUGGAGUAUAUCCAUCUCUCCGCUCCCUUUGUGGCGGUGAAGAGUAAGGAAGUCAACCUCACCGCUGUGCUGUGGCCUAGCCAAGUGGGAACAGUCACCUACAUCUGGUGGUUCGGAAAUAACACUGAGCCGAUAAUCACCCUGGAAGGGAGCGUGGCGUGCACGUUCUCCCGGGAAGGCGUCAACACUGUCACCGUGCAGGUGUCCGCUGGGAACGCCAUCCUGCAGGACCGGAAAACCAUCGCUGUCCACGAAUAUUUCAGGUCACAUCUACUAGCCUUCUCAUCUAACCUGGACGACCACAACCCCGACGUGGCCGAAUGGAGACUGGACGUCAGCAGAGUCAUCAAGAACUCCAUGGUCAAAGCCACAGGGGUGAGCCCGGAGCUGCUCCUUGUCACCGUCCUACCAGGGUUGCCCACGGCAGCAGAGUUUUUCCUCCUGCCAGACAAAGAGUUAACGGAGGGCAAGCCAGAGAAGAACUCAGCUCAUUUAGACCAGCUCUCUGAAAUCCUGCUUAGCGCCCUCAACCAAAACCUGGUCCAGUUCACCCUUCGGCCUGGGGUCCAGGUCACAGUAUACGCUGCACAUUUGUCAGCAGCGCCCCUAGUGGACACGAGUGAGAACCACAGCGGCUCGGCCAUGCUGAUGCUGCUGUCGGUUGUGGUUCUGGGUUUGGCGAUAUUUGUCGUCUACAAAUUCAAAAGGAAGAUCCCAGGCCUCAACGUCUAUGCGCAGAUGCAGAACGAAAAAGAACAAGAAAUGAUCCCGAGUCCAGUAAGUCCGACGGAAAGCACCCUGGUGUCCUCGAACACUCCGAGGGAGCUGGUGACUUCUCCGGAGCUUAUGGACGCAGAGUUGAACACACGGCCCAUCGGAUGCAUCAAACCUCACGCACAUGUCAAGUUCUCAACGGAACUCCCCACGUACAUCAACGUUUAAGAACUCUGGACAACUCCGAAAAAACAGCGACUCCAUUCWGUGUCAUGGACUUUUUGAAUAAUUUGAGCGGACACAAUGGUUUUGAGCUUCAUACCUGUGCAUGUUGGACUUUACUGACUUUGCUGACACUUACUGUGCUCUGUGAAAACCAGAAGAAACUGUAUACAGGUUUUUGUUUUUUUCAUAAUGUAUGUCUAUCCAAUAAAAAAUAAUUUUUGAUGAAAUGUAUUUAUACAAAGUCAAGUACAUAACUACAAAUGGAAAGCCAGCAUGAUCUAAAGAAAAAAUACACAAAAAAAACAGCACUCUUUUGGUUCGCUUACUGUGAGUGUCUUACAUCCUUUUUCGCUACUGCGUGUCGCUAACAGAGGUGGUACACUAUUUAUUCAUAAGAACAUACUUUAAAGUAUAUAAUUGAAUUUAAAAUCACGUUUAUUUUGUAAAUCAUGAAUGUCUGUGAUAUUUGUGUAUUUUAAUAACAAAUUGCAAACUGAAAAACGAUAUCAAUUAUUAAUACAACCAUUUUGUUUCCGUUCCGAUCACUGUCUCACGAAAAGCUGAUUAUGGCACAAUACACUUUUGUACUAAAAUGUUUUGUUUUUGCUUACAAUGUAAUAAUUCGAAGACAGAUACAGGGUUUGGUUGUCUCGAUUUGGUGAUUUUAUUGAACUUUUCUGUUAAUCUCUACACUAUGAGCUAUAUUUAACGAGAAACACUAGUUGUAUGACACUUUUUUUCCCAAUGUAAUAGCUUGCCUGAGAAACAUGGUGCUAGCCUGCUACCAUGGUAGGGACUUCAAGAUAAACCAAUGUAGAUUCAUUAAGUUUUCAGUUCCCUCUGACACCAUGCAUUAGUUACACCUGAUUUCAUAGAAGAGAAAUGGGCAGAAGACAGUUAUUUCGGAGGCAUCAAAAUCAGUCAAUAUCCUCUCAAAGUAACCUUUUUUCCCGAAGUUAACUGGAGGUUGCGAAAGUUAAAAUGAAAAACAGCUACUUUAAGAUGAAAUAUCUAGUGGAGCGUUCAGAGCGAAAAAAGAGUGGACUGCCUUUUAUGGUAAGACACACCAGGGCAUUGAAAUAGGGAGAACAGAACAGAACUGCAAGUCUAGUCGGGAAUUUAGUUAAUGCAGCCAGUCAAGCUCAAUGCUGGUUAAGGUUGGUGACACAUUUAGGCUAAUGUCACCCAGUCUCGGCCCCGUGUUCUCCAUCUCUGUCGCGUAUUGUACCCCCUUUCAAGAACCAAAGGAAGUAGAGUGCAGAUGGUAGGGUACAUGGAUGGUUAACUUGUUUUGAGAAGCAGGGUUGGACGCAGUCGAACCCCGAAGUGUUGUUCUGACAGACGUGAUUGUUUGGUUGAUGGUUAUGGUAUUUCAGAAGACCCUUAUUGUCAUUCCAUAAAGACAAUUAUAGAGGGAAAAUUGUUAUGUUUCUGGAAUCUUCAUAUAACCAUUAUUCUACUGUAGCUGGACAGUGAUGCUAAAAUAUUCCAAGUGACUUGAACUAUGUAGCAUACAUAUUGUAUACACACACACGAACACCCACCCACCAACACACAACCUAGAAUGUACAGUACCAGUCAAGUUUGGACAC
This is a messenger RNA of Salvelinus sp. IW2-2015, 4562 nucleotides long. The record is from RefSeq and is a predicted model, not a curated record. Lineage: Eukaryota; Metazoa; Chordata; Actinopteri; Salmoniformes; Salmonidae.